Molecule: messenger RNA, 21073 nt
Organism: Spirometra erinaceieuropaei
Lineage: Eukaryota; Metazoa; Platyhelminthes; Cestoda; Diphyllobothriidea; Diphyllobothriidae
Source: the annotation of a GenBank genome assembly
AUGGUAAACGCAACUGCAAAUAAGUAUUUGAGUGUAAGUAUUGAACUUUUUCAUUUUAAAUUUUCAUUUUUGAUUUGACACUAUCUACAUCGGUGUCGUUUCACUUUUAUGGCAAUUUGAAGCUGACUGUUUAAUCUUAGGGGGUUUGCUGCUCAUUUGUAUUUUAGGAACUUUUUCAGAUUUGCAUAUUGCGUAUAUGCACGUCUUAUUUUUGGCCUUUAGAAAAUAUUUAGGGUGUCUGUGUAUUCUUUACAAGCGAAGUGAGAUCUGCCUGCUAGAUCCGAGUGCCUUUUCUUUUUCAUAGAUUUAUGCACUGCGCGCAACUGCAACAAUCUUCCUAAACCGGCUCCUUUCAAGAUCAGACCUAUCGUUGGAAAUGUUUACUACCCUACCGACCCUGCAAGAACGCGAAAGUGUUUCUCCUUCUCCAGGUCAGAAUCCUCGGAAUACACGACCCAAUUCAUUUACCUAUACCCGUCCCCCUGCUGUAGACACCAGCCUCCUACCGGAUUAUCCUUCUACAACUUCUUACCCCUUUGACAUGGGAUUUUUCCGUGCAUGCGGUGGUGGCGUUGCAGGGGGUGUUAAUAGUAUUCCAGAUCACCAUAACAUUCAAACAUUAGCUCAUACAUUUCAAAUUCCCGCCGCCCCUCGAAAUUGCACUCAGGAAGUAAACAAGCGAUCCACUCAGUUGAAUGGUUCAGCACAAAUCUGCACCUCGGACGAACAGAGCGAUGACUGCAGUCACUCAAUAUCAGAUGCGGAUCAGCAAGAAGCAGCUAGCAAUGAAGCCGAUGGCGUUUGGUCCACAGAAAUCGAACAGUUUUUUCAGGAAGCACUUGAAUUAUAUCCCCCUUGCGGACGGAGGAAAAUUAUUCUCCCCGAGGAAGGUAGAAUGUAUGGUGAGUAAACCGCAUGUUUCUUCAAGGUCAAAAUAAUUUAAGUACAAGUUUUGAAAGUGGAUGCCACUUCAUAUUAUAGUAAUAAGAUGUACAUACAAGUGGCGUAUCUUAUUUGACUGUCAGAAUCGGUUUAAUCUGCUAUCGUGCGUACUUUAUAAAUAGUCGUGCGGUGGUAUUUCACUGCAUAUCGCAUUGCGAAAUUGGUCUUAUUUCUAAUCCUGAGGUUUAGCGGGCAACAGUUUGAAAACUCAUCGUUUUGAGAAUUUUUAAUGCCUACAUUUAAUAAAUAUUGUACUUUUUGUACAUUUGCCAGUUCUCCUGUGGUCCUUGAAACGCUGCUCAAUUCCUAUCUUCUUGUGACGUCCGUAAAAAAACUUCCGUUGACGAGACAUUCGUGAUAGUGACACCCCCUGCUUUAUGGUUUUUUAUUUAAAAAAACUAUUUAAAUAACUUGCAUUAUAACUGAGGCUUGUGAAGGUGUUUUUAUUUGUUAUAAUGCCGUACCUGAUGGAGUCCCAUCUGAAGACAAAAAACUGAUCAAUUUCUUAGAUUUUGCGUUUGUUCGAGAAUAUGAUCCAUUUAUAACCCAUGCCCUUAACACCAUGUCAAAUACUUUUGUAAAUACCGUAUGUUUCUUAUAAGGAUUAAUUCUACGAAAUUAUUGCUAGAUCAAUUUCAGAACUUGCACACCAUGCGACUGAGUCACUAGAACUAAGUCGGACAGAUUAAUGCCUAAAAUGUGUUACCACGUUUAAUACGUUAAAAUACGAUUUAAAAUAAAGGGUGGAAGAACUAUCUUCAUGUCUAUCAGCUUUCACAAAUGGUCAAACAUUAUGAAAAAUCAAGUUUCUAUCCUACAUUAUUCUUGUCCCACACCAAACAUUAAUUUUGGUGGCGGGGAAUUUCAGGUUUUAGUAUUAUGGGAUGUUUUUCACAGUUAAAUUUCAAUAAAUAAUCCCCAACCGUAAAAGGAAGCCAGUUUGCAAUGUCGAAUUCAACGUAGUUGACAUUUGCUAUCCGCAAAAUUUAAACAUCUGUUUCGGACUAUUUAAGACGCACUCAAUUGGUUUGUCUUUUACCAGCAGUUGCCAGUUGGUGAGCUUGAAACUCUUAACACCAAGCGUUACAUGCUGAUUUCAGUAAGGUAGACUGCUUGAGAGGCUGGAUUUUAAAUAAUUGGUAUAUUGAAUGUUAGCACUUACUUUAUACUGUAAUAUACAAUCGUCACCGGUCUAAAAUUACUUAAUAAAAGACAUUUUAAUUUAAACUGGGCAAUCCUAUGUCCAUUUUUAUUAACGGCUUUGGAUACUGGCGAAAGAUGUAUUGUGUAAUAAUCCUUCCUAUAAUAUCGAGAAACAAAUGCUUGUAUAACACUUUUAUGACGCCUGCAGAUUAUUUGCCGCCAUAAUUUUUAGUAACUACUAAUGAAAGUUAUUUUGGGCUCUUCUGCUAUAUGUGUACCAUUAAAACAGACUAUCAACUUACUUCGAUAGAUGUCCGAAUAAUAUAAAGGCUCAUUACAGCAGACAUCUUUAUAGCCUCAAUGAGCAUAUUCUUUAAUGACAAUUUGUUGUGUACUACAUGAAAUCCGCCAACUAUCCGCCCCAGUUUUGUUGCGGUUUCACAUUUCGUUUGCAAAUAAUGUCUUCCCAUUAGCUUGCAUUUAGAAAUUGAAGUGCGAAUGACUGUGAAUUUUGUGAUGCUAGGCCGAAAUGAGCUGAUCGCCCGCCAUAUUCAAAAGCGGACUGGCAAAGUACGGACCCGCAAGCAAGUAUCCAGUCACAUCCAGGUGCUUGCGCGCCGCAAAUCCAAAGAACUUCAGGCGAAAAUACAGGACCCAGACGCCAAGAAGGAGGCGAUCGACCAGCUUUCAAAGAUGUCUUCUGCCGAAAUUGUCUCUCAGGAAAUGCUCACUUCUAAGGCGGCACAAGCAAGCCUAAAGAUGGGCACCGUUCUUGCAUGCGAUGAGCGCUUGAAUCCCGUCUAUCAUCAUCCACAUCCUCAUCCACCCCUAGCUUUAACAAACGGAUGUCCAGCCACCGUGUGUGUUGACAAUCAACGACCAACUGAAAAUCCUCGCAAGUCGACAUUCCUCGGUGAGAAGCAAGAUGAGGCGCCAAAAAGAAAGAUUAUGCGAAUAUCCGGUAAGUGCCACACACGCACCUUUUUCAUGAAAACAAUAACUGCGUCAUGGUCAUACACUUUUGCCAAGGGCCUACAGCUUGCUAUCACCCGUAGAUCUAAUGGCUGUUAAUGCGUAAGACCCGUAACAAACACGAAAAAAACCUAUCCUAAGUUCACCAGAGUCAGUUCAACGGAAAGUCCUCUUGAUUGGCUAAGCGCAGCGUAUAGGCCAUAGUUUAAUGUGCGGUCAAACGUUAAAUUAGUAAAUGUAGGACCAUGUCGAACAGUAUAUGCCAGCCCGCGGAGUUUUACCCAUCUGCGUGCCAGAACGCGCCUUGCUUUUAUCCGACAGGCGACGUCUAGGACCUAUCUGCGCUUUCGCGCACUCCGGCAUUGUUGGGAAAUUAACAGCCGCUGCUCCGGAAUGAGUAUGGGCAGUGGCAUUUUUGAUCAGUAUACUAGGUGUCCGCAUUGCGCGCAGGACUAUCCUUCUUACGUUUUGCGAAGAAGGAAAGGGUCAAAAUUACUGCAUAUGACCCUGUUAUGACGCCUCAGCUGUGUCAUAAUUGACCGCUCUAUUCCAUCUUAGAUUUGAGCCAAUUUCGUCUUGUCCGCCACAACACUCCACAUAAUUAUUUUGGGAUAACUCUCUCUCUCCCCCUUUCUGGUGCACUCGACCGGACUUGUGUACGUUUAUUUAGUAGACAAUGUCUUCUCUCCUCAGUUCUGGUCUUCCAAGUUCGAUUUAUUUACAGCGUUCCUAAUUCCUAUCUUAUGCAUAUACUCAGAUAUGCAGAACGGACUUUCAGUACUGAAGAUUUUCGUCCCUGAGGCAGUAUUUCAUCUUCUGUCUUCAAAGCAUGCUUUGCAGCUCCCUAGCUGUGGUGGAGCCUUGUCCCGACAAAAUAUACUCCGUGGCCUUUGUCAGCGUAUUAAUAUAAGUAAUAUGGUAUCUUUACAACCGUAGACAGGUUGACCGCAGCUUAUGUAAAUUUUCUGAAUUGGCGAUUUAGAUAGAAAUGCGUUUCAAAUAACCAGCUCAGCUUUCAAUUAGCCUGGGAAGGCCAUAGACGCAAAUUCUUACGGUUGCAAUUGAACCGUUUCUCUAAAGGAACAUAUUUUCAUCUUCAAGGGUUUAACUUUCAAGUCUGUGAUAUAAAUACAUGAGGAGUUAAUGCAUUGAUUCUGUUAGGUAUGUGAGGUAAACCGGUCUCCAUAAAGUAAGUGGCACAUUUGAUCUUGAAAAUUCCCAAAUUGACUGAAUUUAUUUAAGACGAAGUGUGGUCACCUUGUCACGAAACACUACUUCCAAAUUCCUUCAUCAAACAUUUGACAGAAAAGUGUACCCAUAUUGCUUUAAAACAAAAUUGGUUCUAAGUAAAAAUAUAUAGAAGACAGAAGCAAAAAAAUCGCUUUUUGUUAUCUCUCGUUGUAUUUCAAGUCAUGCUCACUUGCUAUGUGAUUGGAUCUUUUCCGACACAGGCGAAGAUUAGACGUCAUAGAAUAAAUAAGAUACCACCGUUCUUCACUGGAUGAGCUACGCUGAAAUGACAGUUCUGUCUGACAUUUAAUACAAACACAUAUAACCGCUGCAUUUGAAUAACUCACAUGGUCUGGAAGUCAACCAGCACAUUUUCAUCAGUCACUAAACUGGCGGCCUAAUUUUUGCCGAAGAAUUCUACCAACCUAUCCCACGAUUGUUUGCUCUUAAGAAGACUUUUGCGAGUCUCAUUAACAUCCUUACUUGCAGGUUACACCAACGUGCAUUUAUGUCUGUCAGAGUUACUUCUUCGUCACUCUUACCUUCGGUCUCAACCGCGCUACCAUUAUUCAGGCUUGUCUAGGCAUCAAAUUGAACCCAGACAAUCAAGCUUUGAUACUCCCGCGGCCUUUUGCGAAUUGAUUAAUACUUUGGAAGGUUUUCUAGGUGCAGAAGACGAGAACGAGGCUUCGCAGGUCUCUGCCAUACUGGGUGUGGCCUAUCUGUUCCUAAUGGAAGAUAACGCUGCUACCGUAAGACAGCCGUUAUGUGAGAGUUUUUCGACAAAUCCUUCGGUGGCUUGGGAGUACUACAAAAAAAACACGGUAGGCCAGCAAAAUGUUUGUUCCUGAGGACACUGAACUAGAACAUGGGCUCAGUGGGCUGAUAUUUAGGUGGCAUUAAGAGAAUGUUUAUGUUAGGCAUUUAUCGGUUCACACAAGCCGGGAGCUACCGCCCUCCGUAUUCAUAGUUAAGAAUUCCACGUUCUGUUAAGUUUGACUUGUCCAAGUCCUUAUAGUCUGCUGCUCUGGUUUAAUUGUGACGGAAAACUAAUCGAAAUGGAGUUCAGACUUCUUUUUUGUCAGUUAAGUUACCAUUUAAGGAUACUUUCAGUACCUGUCAGUGUGGUAAGUCACCACCGUUGUUUAGAAAUUAGUUCUGUUUUCGAUUCCAGGUUUGAAAAUACAAGAUUAAAAUGCCCAGGUGUCGUCUUCUCAAAUUGCGCGCGGAAAAUCACAAGUAAAUUUGCAAGAAAUUCCUGAUAUUUAGGGAGAUUCUAAGUCAUUUAGCGUCGCUUAAAUAACAAGAUAGAUUAAUGAGCUAUCGGACAUAUCAGUUUUAACUUUACUCUACCGCCUCGCAUCCUGAGAAUUUUGGCUCCGCAAGCCAACAAAACUUUUUUGUCUGACACGGAAGAUGACGGCAGGUUGAUUACUUUCCGACGAGGCGCAGCGGAAGUUAACAGACGACAUAAAAGUUAACUAACACAAGAACGUUCUUGAAAACAUUUAUGCUCUAUAAGGCUGCUUGUUUUGCCCAACGAAACCUAUGCCAUAGUUAUGCCCAGGGAGGCCAUGCAUGACCUUAGACUGGCCAAUACGCGACGUAAUCGAAAGAUGGUCCUUUUGGAUCCUGGCCGUCCGCGGAUUGCAUGACAGGGUGCACCCGGAGUCAGGUGUAACGGCAAAAGAGGGUGAGGACGACACUUGUGGUUGAAUGGAGCACUCGGAAUAGUUUUUUAGGCUAUGUGCGCGCCAAAUGGGGUCGUAAAUCACCUCAGCGAACACCCAUUUGUGGGGAUAGUAGGAGAAAGCGUUUAAAGUCAAUGAAAUCCUGGUAAUGGUAAAAAAAACAGAUCUAACCGAAAAAGGGGGAUAGAAGAUCACAGGAAAAACGCGUUUUUGCAUAUACAGAUGACCCAUCCGGAGUGAGAGGCGAUCCCUUUGUGUCAUUCAGAUUACCGGUGAGGAGUGCAACGGAAUGGACAACUACAGGGAAGGACCGUAGAGAAUACGGACAUUGAACGAGACAGCGAGGGUGUCUAUAGUGAACGUCUAAGGGGGGCCAUCUUUACUUACUACCGGAUGCGCCGCUCCCAUCUUGGGUCCGCGUCAAAGCGUUGUCAGUUCACUUAAGCAACUCAGUCAGAUCCCUUGUGUGUUACACAGGUUUCUCUGAGCAACCGGUACAUGGAAAAACGUCUCGGAUUGUUUACCUAAAAACGGCCAUGAACUUUUCCAUAACGGGCAGUUUGUGAGUUCUACUAGAAACCUAUAUCUAUAAAAAUGAUACCAUUUACGUCGUCCAACUCGCCUAGAUUGUCUUUUAAGUGGUCUGCUUGUGGCAGUCAGCAUAAUUUUUAUUUAGAUCCGAACUGCCUACCAGCAAUAGCAGAAUAUAAAGGGGCUCCAUUUCUCGGAAAGUUUUGAAUUCAUAUCUCUAACAUUACAUUCAGAUACCAUUUGAUAAGCUUUACUACAUCACUGCUUGUUUUUAAAUGUCAGUCUGAGAAUGCAUCUGAUUCGCACGCCUUUACCUGAAGGAGACAAAAGCCUCCGCCCGUGUGAAAUCUGUAUCUCUGUACCUAAUAGGGAAUAUGAACUAUGACUCGAUCUGGAAUUCGGUAGCGAAAGUCUACUUUGUUUCAUCACAAGGCAACAAUGCCGCAUAUAGAUCUCCAGACACUUUUAUUUCCUCUCGUUGCAAGAACCGCCUUGGCUGGCUGGUGUGGACAAAUAAGCCAGAAAUGACCAUCUCAGUAUCCUAUCUGCCUAAAUCCAGUCUUAUUUAAAGUUCGUACUCGGCCAAUUCCAGUUCGGUCAGUCCGGGUUCCACUUACAUCGCCUAGCUGUCACUUGUUAGAUGUUCGCAGUUCGAAGGGACUGACAAAAAUUCAACAAACAUUCAUCCUUCUUUUUACAGGCGAAUCUCUCACCCGCUGUCAGACGGUUCAGCGGGAGUAAAUAAAUGUGGAGGUCCAUUGCGUGCGCCGGCUUGUUACUUAGCUCUGCUGUUGUCGUUCUGAUAUCUCCAGGUUUGCUCUAGUACGAUUUAAAUCAGGUCUGAAGUCGUAAUUUCGCAGCUUUUAUCUACGCAAGCAGUCAAUUAUUAGCCUCCGUAGCAUCGUUUCCACUGUCGCUACUGACUGAUAGGUCGUCGCGGAUGACGAAGAACGCCAGUGUCUUGAUGGCUUGUGCAUUGUAGGAAUUUUCAUGAGGGAGAGUUGCGCAGUUGUGCUUUACUGGCAGGUUAGGCUCGCGGCAACUAUUCCAGACUCGGCCAUAGUGACCGACCAUACACAAAGAUCUGCGUUCAAGGUGUUGUCCUUUGUCUCACCAGAACCCAGACUGACAAUCUCGGAUGUCACUCCGGCAAGUUGCCAUAGAAGUGAUGUUGGCAAGGUCGACUUGCAACGCUCAAAAAGGCAAGGCUGCGCCGUCCGUUGGUAACCUUUAAAAUCUUGCAGCCUUUCAGAGCCGCAUGCUUGCGUAAAGGCGCGUCCUCUUUGGUGCAGCGAGAAAAAGUCGCUCUCGACCUUUCCUCAGUCAGCGAGUAUCAGUCCAUGCCCGGGCAAAAGCCGGCUAGAUAUUAGGUCAGACGUAGAACCCGCUGUGUCAUAAGGACCACAGACAAAUUGUAGAACAGGUCCUGUUUGUCGCCACUUAUAUGCCACGCAACAGCAGAGUUGGCUUUGAAAACCCAGCAGCAUCAUCAUCCUCCUCCUCCUCCUCCUCCUCCUCCUCUGUCUCACUACUGUCAACAUCAGACAGAUAAAGGUAUGCUUAUUGUUUCGAGAGAAAAGCGAACUCGUUCAGCCGAGUAGGGUUAACGCCCUGGUGUGCUUGUUAGAAAGCCUAGCUUCGUUCCGGUCGUCCUGGAAGUUUUUGAACACUGAACGGCAGAAUGUAGCGUGUCUUGCAUGACGAAUUUAUUUGGUUAAAUGGACAUCACUCAGUUAGAUUCGUUGAUACCCUGCCCGAUCGUGCGAUCAUAGCAACAAGCCCUAGAAGGCCUGUGCCUUUUGACUCACUAAUCUCGAGGGUUUCUGUGCGCACGGAGAUUAAAAUACGGCUUGAAAAUGUGGCGGACUUCGUGAAUUAUUGGAACCGAAAUGCGUAAAAGGCAAUUUCGAAAGUGGCGCACAUUUUUACCAGGUGAUUACAGUGGGCGAGAUUGUUCAGCGUUUCCUUAAGACAGUAACCAAUGUCACGAAAUUCUCAGCGGUCGCUUUUGACUUAAGAGUGUGGUAGGCAUAUAUAAAUAGGCCAAUUAUAAUUUUUACAGGCAUUAGUGCAGAACGAUAUCUCACAAGUGCCUUUAAAAACGCUCAACUCACACAAUGCCUUCUGCUUGAAAACAGUCCAAGUUUCAGGAUUUUAACUCAUAGGUGCGUCGGUUUGCACAGUGCACGUGCUCUUAGCAGUAAUUGCGGCGGUGUUGUCAAGUUAUACGCAUAUGCCGCUGAUUCGUCUUCUCUUAUGUGGUAAAUUUCUGCCUGGGCUGGUGUGUUUUCGCAGGUUAACUAUGUAGGCAAGAAUUGUUGGUCGUUUGCCAACUUAGGACACCCUCGUAUCGCAGUGUAAAUUGGUAAUUUUUUCACUCUUCUAGGUCGGCAUUAGUUGUCCUUUUUGAAUUUGAACUGUAUUUUGUUUCAGUGGUGCAGGUUUAGGUGGUUUGGUAGACAAGUGUUUUCGACACAUCCUGGCUAGCUCCCGAGGGCAAAAUGACAGUUCUGCGUGGUUUACCGUGCCGGCAAUACAGGUACUAGCUAGUAGGCCAGACACGUGUUUCGCCGACAUUUCGUCAUUGCGUGACACAGCUGCGAGGGUUUCGGCUAAUCGGUGGACUCCUCAGCGUUCCCCGUGUGCUUUCCGGUAUAUCCACCGGUUUUACAAUUGCGGCCUUUCAGUCUUUUUAAAAGCUAAUGCGCCGACUUGGAGUAAACCACUCAGAGUGAUGCUUUGUAAUAGGGCAAAUAAUUUAGAAACUGAAGAAGGAGACACGAUCGCUGGGACAAGAGCUUUUUUAGCCUGACGUUUUGGAUUCCUGCUCGAACCCAUCAUCAGAGACAAAAGCAGGUACGGGUGGUUCAUGCACAAGAGGCUGCAGUAUUUAUAGGAUGCAGUCGCCAUGCUACCGCAUGACUAGGAAUAUUCACGGCUCUCCUCUUCAUCAGGGAUCGUUGCACGUGGUGUGAUGGCCGACAUUCGCGUCGUUAAUUGCUGCAGUUUCAUCACGUGCGUUGGAUAUUGGUGUGAAGAUUGCUCGACCAUUUGACGCGCUGACCCCGGGGUUGGGAAAAGUGUUCACCUGUGCGCUCCCCGCGGUGCCAAUUUCUCCGCCUAGGCUAAGUCUCAGUGCCGAGUAUGGAAUGGGAAGAUAUUGCACUUGUUAAUGGACUAGGUGCCAGUAAACCAUGACUCGAGCAGCUGUCGGCUCACGCAGUUGUCAAUAGAAGCCAAAAGACGGGUCCCAGGAAAGAGUCUUGAAGAAGAUGACACGAUCGCUGGAACAAGAGCUUUAGUAGCCUGAUGUUCCGGAUUCCUGCUCGAAGCAGAUACUGUUUAUAAGCUAUGCAGAAGAGAGUUAGAGUAACAACACGAAUCUCAGCCGCAAUUCCACGUGAAACGUACUAAGAAUGUACUCGGUUUCUGUGUUUUUAUAGAGUAUUUUUGGACCGGAGCUUUUCUUUAGUUUUUUUGAAACUGCCGGAAGUGAGCGUUUAAUUUAAAUGACGGAUUUCUCCCUUUGUCUCGUUCCCCAUAUUUGCUAGCAGGGUUUUCUAACGCAGGUACAUAUGAGGAUAUCCGUCCUAUGUCAAUUUGUUUGAUCUCGUUGUGUACUGCUUUCGAUGACUGACAAACAAGGGAUCGGCGCAACGUCACGAGUUACCACCUACUGGGGGCGAUUGCAGAGUAAUGCAUACCUCUUCUUAUGUCACUCAUUAACCACUGGAUUCCCUAAACAUAGGCUUCGCGAGCGGAUACGAGUGCAUCUAACUGAAGCACUUUUAUUCUGCAAACGACGAGUAUUAGUUGGCGAAACUGUGAAGUAAUUUGCAUGCCGUUUCGGCCCCGCACACAAUUCCAUUAUCUAAGGCAGAGAAAAAAAGUUUAACACUUGCGUGCUAACUCUUGAAAUGCUAGCUGAAAUUCUGAAAUGCGUUUUUGACUCGAAAAGAUUACUUAAAUAGGGCUUUUAUAUUGAUCACCAUGCAGCACAAUUCCAUAAUAAUUCAGUUACUUCAGUUGUCGGCUUUUGAAUAAACUUCAUUGCGGUCGCCUGCGAAAAAUACACUCUGCGAAAAAUGGCUACUUCUGUAGUGCACAUUUCUCUCAUUGAUUUUUAUUGCACAUAUAAAUUCAAAUAUAUUUUAUAGAAAACAUGCAUAAAAAUAUUCUUUUACUCAUUUGGUCGAAAAUCACUUCUCUAAAUUCUAUACUUGGAGAAAGGGUGUAAUUUGUUUUUAAACCGUUUCUAAUUACGAAAUUUUUAUGACCAUGAAAUGUCCGCUCAUGAAACGUCGUGUAUCUACAUUAACGAAUCUUGCUUCUAAAUCUUACGAUAUGGCUCAACUCUACUGUCAGUUUUUAUAAACCCCAUAUGGUCUUUUUUAAAACCUUAUGGUAAUGUGGAACCCUCCGAACACGGAAAAUAUACAGCUUGUAUUUUGGCUACCCUGAAUGCAAGUGUUAAGUAAGUCGGGUUCAAAAUUAUGCGGUGAAUUAGAAGGGUUUCUUUAGACCGAAAAGUACCAUUUCGUUUAGUAUAAACUUCAUUGAAGAUGUGCGUUUCUACCAAAGGAGUGAAAGAAUGAAUAUUUUCAUGCAUGUUUUCUAUAAAUAUAUUUGAAUUUAUAAGGACACCGAAAAUCAAUGUGAAAAACUCAUACUGCAUAAGUAGUGAUUUUUUCAGAGUGUGAUUUGCGCAAGCGACUAUAAAGAAGUUCAUUCAAUGGUCGGCAUCCUGAAGUAAUGAAAUUAUCAUGGGAUUAUGCUACGUGAUAAUUAAUAUUACAACCCUACUUAAGUAAUCUUUUCGAGUCGAAAACACAUUUCACAAUAUCGAUCAACAUCUCCUAAGCUAACACAUCUAACGAAUGCCUUUUUGGUAACGCACCUCGGCACACCAGCUUGGGCAACACUCUUUAUAUAUGCAAUAGACGGCGAUGCAGAAUUUUGGGGAUUCUACUUGUUAUCCUUCAUUCUACUUGUUAUCCUUUUUUCAAGACCCUCAUAGCUAGAUAUGCCGUACGUUUGUACCGCCACUUAGGGUCAAACCCAAGCGCGGGUAGUCCAGUAAUUGUAGGACUGACACCUUGCGUUCUACGUUGCUAUACUAGGAUGGGACGCAUAGUGUUCCGAAAAGGUUAUUGCCCCUUUAUUCCAACCGAAUUCGUAAAAUUACUUGGCAACUGAAACUAUUGAUGACGCUCUCUGUGAGUUGAUGUCGAUACCUGGAUGAAUGGCUGUAUGUGCUUGUCUAUUUGGUGUAACAAAAACAUAUUUGCAGCUCUCUUCUCCUUUACGCUACUUGCGCAAUUAUGCGUAAAAUAUUCUGACCGAGGGACCGGGUAAUAAACAUCCCUGUCGUACAGGAUGUGUUCGCUGCAUGCUGUCUGCCUUUUAUGUGUGCAAGUAAGAGAAAUCAGACAGUCCCCAAAUAGCUUUGCUUAUUGUGGUCAUUUUAACUUUGCUUUGUCCGAUCGCCACCAGUGGCUAUAGGAAAUUAAAUAUGGCGCAGCCCUCAUUUACAGGUACAUCAAUAGACAGGAUAGAAUACUCUCACAAGGUUACAAUUACUGUAUGGGCGAUCUCUUUCCCUUAUCAUGCACAGUCUUUUUUGUGGACCAGGACAUCGAUCGUCGUAAUAACUGUGUGUUUUAGGAAUAGAAGCGGCCUGACGCCAACAAAAAAUGAAAACAUGUCGAUGUAAAUAGCAUACGCUUCAGUGUUUUUACUUUCGAUUUUGAACCUGUGGCUCUAAAACUGGAAGGUGUUUUUGAAUUUUUUCCGAGAAAAAUCUUACCCCGAAUUUGUGCCCAGCAUGCACUAGGUCACAAACACUUAUAGAAAAAAUUGCAUUUCAUUUUGAGUCACAUUUGGAAAGUAAGAAAUCGGCCUUCUUGUCGUUCAAGUUGUCAUUUCGGCGUAGUCUGGGUUUCAUUCAGUGUUAUUGGGGUGCAUUUUGUCUUAUUUUAUUUGAAACUGUAGACUGCGUUACAUCUACGUCCCCUGCCAUUUUAAUCUGUUGAAUCGCUUAGGAACCCGUAGAAUAAAUUUCCCAUUUAAGUCCUUUUUCCGAAACUGCAUCCUAGUCAUUUAUGCAUGGAUCGUCCACAUUUAGUGUUGUUUUUGCUAAUGAAUAUUGAGUCAAGUUUGUUUACGUCCUCUGGAAAGGUAACUAUGCGCUUUCCAGUGCUGCUAUCGGGCUUCUUAUGAGAAUGCGUAUAAGAUGCCUGUUGUUAAAGCCAACAAUCCUUCCCUUAGGGACAAGAAUAAUUUUAGGAUCUUAUGGGUUGUCGCUAUUUUUGGGCUUUGCGCUAUAUGAGACCAGUCCUACCUUGCCUGUUUACGCCAUUGAGUUUUGCGUUUUUUAUUACCCACAUGCCAAAUCGCGCAUCUCUGGGUUAACUUUUGUCUGCACAACUCCUUUUAAAAGUCGCCAUGUUGCAGAACCGUAUGGUUUUCUUUGUGUGGUGAUACUAACGCCUAUUUUAAAAGGUUGUUUAGAUGAAAAAGCCCAUUGAAGUAUCCGCGAUUUUAAGACUUGUAAGCCAUCAGAUGGAUGCGGGUUCAUGUGCGGCUUAAGUACAAGUCGGAAAAUAGAGUAGGUUCUGGUCUGCAUCUAAUCGAAGUUUUAUAGAGGAGUAUUCACUUUGUCCGACUGGUAAAAAGUUAGGUUUUGAGGUCUGAUGAACACUCAGCUUUUCUGCACAUGUACUUUAUCGACGGUCUCACCGAAAUUCGAUUGGGUAGACGUCAGUCGGUAUUACGCAUCCAAUGGGCAAACUGUAUUUUUCUCGUGAAGUUGUGUUCACUGCGUGAUGAGUUUGUUGGGAUGAGCAUUACGUAACUGGCAUUUGUUUUUUAACAUCGAGCUUUCGCUUUUAAAGCAUUUUUAGCCUCAUAGACACUAUUUUUGCUGCGUUCAACACAGAAAUUUGAUAAGGAAUCCGCUUUUACCUAGGUUAUGUGGAUAUUAUUCGGGGAUAAGUUGGAACAGUACACAGACGUCAAUGACUCUUUUCCAGUGGGCAGUUGCUCCGGGAAUAAUCACUUUUGUAUGCACGCCUAAAAUCUUAUUUUUUAUUGUAAACGUCAAGUAUCUGAUGUUUUCACGUUACUUCCUGACAAGUGUACGUCGGCACAUCAAAGCCUCCAGCUGGCAAGCGUUAAUAACUAUGGUCUGACCCGCCAAAGUCUUAGAGACAAUCGAGGGUGGCGCAGGAUUCCAGACUAAACAUUAUGGCUUUGCCUUUAUUUUGGAGUCCAAGUCAAAGCCUCAUAGGUUACCGCAUAGCGACGAAUAGUCAGACAUUCAAGUAAGGCAAGGGGGAGAGAAAUGCCCAUCUACGCCUUUUUUGUCGACCAUCGGCUUUUCGCUUGAUGACUGGGCAGUUAUCUGAAGAAGUGUUUAGUGGCAGAUGUUUAACAAUGGGCAAAUGAAAGUGACUCGCAGUGGUCCUUAGAUAAGUUUCUGAGAAACCACGACUGUUGAGGAUUCAAUAAAGUCGACUCCAAAAUGACAUGAGAGUUUAAGAAAAAUAUACGCUCUUUACAAAUGAAGUGUUGAGGCCAUAUUUGUUUUCUGUCUAUCCUCGGCUAUCAGAAACCCUCAAGAUUUCAUGGUUUUGUUUUCGUACAGAAGCCACUUGAAACAUGAGAAGUUUAAGAAGUGUAGUUCCCUACGAAACGGUUGCUAGGACAUAGUUAUAGAUGAAACAUAAUCAAUGUGUGGUGCAUAUCUAAUGUUUGCAUUUUGGAACGGCAAGUUCGGUUGUCGAUCGGGAAAGAAUAUUUAGCUCGGCGAGUGUCCGGACACCAUAGGAUGAUGUUAGUAAUAACUGGGUGUAAAGUUUGAUUGCAAAACAUAGUAAACGAUCGAAAAUCAAGACCCCAUGUUUUAGCCAAUCACAACUAUGCGCUCAAGACGAAUUUACAUACUCGCAUACCAACUCUUUCAAACAAAGUCACCUAGUCGAUCAGCUUUUUUUCCGUCCUCACGUUACUAGCCAUUUAUUUUAAGCAGUUUGCAUCGUCCGGCUUAUUAUCGAAGCAGAUUUUGCAAAUCAGUUUCGGACGCAGUAAACAAUUAAACGUCAUAAAGGGAUUUUCCUUAAAGACCGAUCGCGGAUAUCUGCAUCCCCUUCUCCUGAUUAAGUGUAUACUCGAAUUUGUCCGAUUGCUAGGGAUUUGCUAGAAGUCUUUCUAACUAUAUAUACUUCGGAAUACGAUGUGAACAUUGAAACAAGUUCUUUGUGAACACAGUUGACCGGCAUAGUUCAUUAUUUGACGGAAGUAGUACUAGCACGGCUUUGUGGGGUACGGCUCAUCAGUAGGUCCAGCUGUGUUUCCCAUGUGUUUUCUGGUACAUACUUCAGAUCUGAAGCGUCAACUUUUUGAUCUCCUCAGAAAUCAGUGUGUUAACAUGGAGUAAAUCUGUCAAAACAAAACUUUAUGGGGUCACUCCAAAAGUUGAAAUGAAUAUUUGAGCCGAAAUCCAUCACCUUCGUCGGUAUAACCGAACAAUAUUCAUAAGGUGCCAACAGGUUUUCAGUAGUAUACCCGUUGUAUGCUUCGCCAUACGAACACCACACAUACUCGCAUAAAACCCAAACACGUACUUUUGUCCUGGAAAAGGCCUAGGAUAUGAUCGUCGCAUCUACUCCUCUUCAUACUUUUCUUCUAGGCUUUGGAAAGUAGAAUUCUCAAACCUGCACCCUAACCUGGUGCUCUUUGAUGGUAGGAAUUUGAUCGUGACCUUUAACGGCUUUCAGACCAAGCAAGUGCAACCACAAGUAAAACGGAAGCUUAGACUCACCUAUUUUUUAACGUUAUUUUUUCGUUAUCUUGGAGCUUUUGGUAAAUUUUAAACAUACGAAAUAGCGGUUAUCGUCUAGAAACGACAGAAAAAGUUAAGCAUCUUUAUUCGCAAUGGCAACUGAGUCAGAGGUAACCAUCUGUAGUGUUGAACACAAUUUCUGCUUUUCGUUAGUUUUAAAAUCUGAUCGUCACACCUAGCUGCUACUGAAGGUCAGAAGAAAGUUGUCAAGAACAAAGGUCUAGUGCGUCCGGACACACAUUGAUGGCAGCAAUAUUAAAUUAGAAUAACAGCAGGCCAUGUGCCAUCCAAUCGCAUCCUGAAGCGCGGCACGAAACUGAGCACGCACGCACGCACGCAUGCGAACAGCUGUCAGUUCCGUGGCCGACAGCAUCCUCCUGCAUCCUCUCCUCUACUACCACCUCUUCCCGACGUAGACUUCGCAGCAAUCAAUGCAGGCACACACACACACCGGCCUCCACCCACCAGUGUUUGUCUUCCUUCGAUCAUACCGGACCCUUGACCACUGAUCGCGGCAGCUCCUAGAUUCCCUAUCCCUCGCGCUCCGAAAGGACAACAGCACGCUGGCUGGCCGGCAGUCUGUUGUCAGCCCACGCAGUCGGAUCCGGUGGGACGAGCGCCCAGGCAGAGGCCGCUGUGUGCGUAUGUGUGGACGCGCGCACACAGUUUCUUUGAACUUUUCCAGACAUCGGGAGGAGAACAACAGUGACAGAAACGUCAGUGGCAGUAAUGAGCGCCGUCUGGUCGUCUUGCCCCACAUAACACACAUGCGGUGCUGUGCGGUGAUUGGGAUUAAUAAACUUGCUUGCAUUUACACCCUUGUCCGCGUGUACUCGGCAGACUGGCUGGCUGCACGCACAAACACUCGGAAAAGGUGAUUUAUGAGGGAGAUUUGCGCUUGUUGAAACGUCCACAGGCCACGCCUUCUGCAGAGACGACGAUGCAAGACCUUAAUUACAGCAUCGCCAUUUGAUGGGGCAGCUAGGAGUGGUCGUCUGUCAGGCGUCUGUCGCGACUAUUUGGGAGCUGAUCGAUUUCCUUUUGCCGAUCUGAACGCAGGCAGUUGAGACUGUGUUAGAGAAGUCAGUGCAUGAGAAAUCGAAGAAUACUUAACUUUUGGGCAUUCAGUCGCCGUUUGCUGACAUUCGUACAGUUUUCCGAAAACAAAUAACCUAUUGUCCCCGACUGAUAACUGCUUGGCAUGGUUCACACAGUAGAAGAAAAUAGACUUUUUUGUCAGUCCACACCCAUCGGAAUGCUCAGACUUGCCAUCCAUGCAAUGGAAAUUAUGUCGUAUUGACCCAUUUCGUGUUCGAUUUUAGUAUGUGCAGUGAGUAACCGAUCUCAUGAAAUGUUGGCCGAAAUUCUGAAAUGCGUUGUCGAUUAGAAAGGAUCGCUUAGGUGGCGUUGUAAUACCGGUUAUCCAGCAGCACACUCAUAUAAUAUUUCGGACUCGCCUGGAUGUUGACUUUUGAAUGCAAUUGUAUUCGACCUUUCGUAGAAGCUGCACUUGGCAAACAGUGACCACUUAUGUGGUAUAUUUUCUUACAUCUAUUUUCGAUGGUCUUAUAAAUUCCAAUACAUUCUAUACAAAGUAUGCGUAAUUAUAUGCUGUCUUUUACUCUUUUGGUAGCAACUCACGUUAGCUUCCUUGUUACUCGAAGAAGGGAUAUAUCUCAGUUUUAAAAGGUUUCUAAUUAUGCGAUUUUAAAGACCGUACAAUGUCCAUUAAUUCGGCGUCGUACCUGUCCGUUUAUCAAUACUCCUUAUGAGAUGCACAACAUUUUCCGCAUCUACUGCAAAAUGUUAUAAAAUCUAUAUGGUAUCUUCUUAAAUGAAUAGAGGAAUUUAUCACUUUCUUUACGCGGAAAGCAUACACCUUCAAGACUGAAAUCGCUAAACGCUAGUGCAACGGCUGGCCUGGCUCAAAAUUAUUCGAGCUUUGGAAGACUUUCAAAACCUUGAUAUACCCUUCCUUUGAGUAUAAAAAGUAAGCGCGACGUGAUUGGCUACCAAAUGAGUAAGAAAGCAUAUUUUAUGCUUAUUUUCCCUAAAAUGUACUACAAUUUAUUGGACCAUUGAAAAUCAAUACAAAAACUGCGUACACUUUAAGUAGUCACUUUUUACCGAGUGCAGUUUCUACGAAAGGUCGAAAAGAAGUGUAUUCAAAAGCCAACAUCCAGGCAAGUACGAAAUAUUAUAGGAUUGUGCUGCUUGGUAAUCAGUAUUUUAACGCCACCUGAGUAAUCCUUUCUAAUCGAAAACGCAUUUCAUAAUUUGGGCCAACAUUUCAUGAGAUCGGUCACGCACUGAAAAUGCCAGACAUUUUUCUACGAGGCCGUAGCAGUUUUUCGCUUUCUGUCAUUGCCAUAGACAUCUCUCUCGUAAGGAUGGAUUUGAGGGGCUCACGACCGGAUGAGUACGUGGGUGUAACUUACGGUUUGAAGGAGGAAAGGUUAGUCUGGUGUCGAAGUUGUUGGAGAUUAUCUUCUCUCCUCGAGCCUUUCGCCUUGUGAUGAUAACGUGGGCUUACGACAAGGAUAAAACGUGACCGGAAAUUGCGGCAAUAGCAAGGAUAAGCGGGGCUGACACCUUCGGUAUUGGUCAUCUGAGGAGUGACGGUUUGGCUGACAACGACGGCAUUACGAUGAGUGCAAAAAUAUUCGAAAAGGCAAAUGCAGGCCACAGACGUACGUUGAGAGCACAGUGUCAGGUUAAGAGGGUUUGCGCAUUAGAAGAGUUGGUCAGAAUUGGUCCAGUUUAGUGACAUUUAGUUCGACUCCAUUCUCGGCCUUCACUUUGUUCAGGUACGUGUCUUGGUAUUGUACAGCAGCAAGAGAAAAUUAAGCAUAUUCAGGAGGACCUCAACAUCAAGUUUUUGAACUUUACUGGGGCCUUUGACACAGUGAGUAGGAACAACUUGUUCGAAGUGAUGAAGGGCCGAGAUGAUGCUGGAAUAUUUGCCACAUCGUUGGGUUUACGCCAUUUGCGAUAAAUCAAUUCGAACGCUUGCAUGGUUAACAUUGCGGAGAGGCAAAGUUGUCAGUGGGCUGUUAUCAGCCUUCAACCUACCGUUUCCUGCAAUGCUGAUACGGACGUGCACCCGGGCACCAGCGUGAUCACAGCGGCACCGGUAGCCGUUUGAUGUCCAGCAUAUACAAAUCUGUCAGACGGCUUCGGAGGUUGUCUUCGCCAUCUACACACGUGAGGCUGUACACUCAACAAUGUGGGUACUUUGUACUGAUGCCCAGAAUACCUAGUCCUUCGCAUGUGACGGAAACGACUACAGUCUAGCGGGUGCAGUGAUGACUUGCACGUAAUUUGAGCUUGUAUGGAUGGAUAAUUGCGCAGCAUUUGCCCCUCCCCGCCUCUUGUCAUAGGCAUCUUUCUCCAUUGACAAGACUACUAGAAGACGCGUGGAAGGGGUUGUGGGUGCAGUAAUCGAUGUGGAUGAAUCAACGUCUACGCUGUCACUCAUCUUCAGGCGCCCAGAUGCACAUGAGCCAUGCCUCAAAAGAAGGGGUCUUGGAUCGCACUGAAGGGGGUCAUCACGCAACAUGAUCCUCCGUGGGAAGAAGCACUUAGUUAUCCCGUCAUCUUGCAACCUCUCAAGCCAACCUCACAUGAUUGCACUGUUAGAGCACACCGAGGCCCCUUUGUUCGCUAGUCAGUCAAGACCAGGCUGACGGAAAAGGGCCAUGUGCGAUGAGCGGGAAUUGUUUCACAUUAUUCAACCCCUCUAAACUUGCCCUCGUUGCAAACCCACACCUCGAUUAAUCUACUUUGUUCCUUUAAUUUUAACCAAAUCCUCACAUCCAAACUACGUAAAUGUCAACCUAAUCAAGGGCGAUCUUUUAAUUCCGCUGAACAUUAAACCUAUAGUAAAGAAAAAAUGGACUUACUUAGGCUUGCACGACUUUUUCUAAAGCACCGCGUAUGUAAGAAGCCCAAUGCUUACAAAAUAUUAAGAAAUGUAGUGUGGUAAUCAGAGUUCUUGAGAUUUUGUCCAUGCAAUAUUUUUUGCGUACACAUUCUCGUCCCGCCACUGAUAUUUGACGCGGGAUUUGGCCUUAGGGGGGCAGAAAGGAUAGGCCAGUCAAAAUAUUCUUUACUCAUGUAAUAAUAUGGUCAUUUGUGUGAUUCUAUUCAUCCAGCCUCCCUGCUGUCCGCAUAUUGUGAUUUUCCACGUGAUUAUAAUUUUCUCUAACUUCGGAGGAAUCAUCAGUAGAUUUAGUGGAAUACAAGCGUUCUUUUACGUCUGGCCUGAGGGAAAACUUACUCUGUUCUGUAGCAUUAAAUUAUGACCUACCUGUUCUCCUGUCUUUCUAAAAGUUCAAGAUGUUUCAAAAUAGGGUCCUUUGGCCUUGGUUGUCGAAUUGGUCUCCCUUGUCUUUGUCGGUAAUAACAUUCUGCCUAUUGGUCAUAUAUAUAUAGGCAGAAUGCUAUUACCGACAAAGACGAGGGAGAUUGGAAUGGCCAUUUCUGGCUUAUUAGCCGUCCUCAGCCAGCCAUAUAUAUGUAUGUGUCUGACGGCAUUGAGAAAAGUUGCCGACGAAAGGGGUGUGGGUGCUCACCCACACGGUCGAAAGCGAGAUUUCUCUUUAAUGCAACCACUUCUUUUUUCUUAAUUUUCGCAUUUUCCGAGCUUGUCUUCGGAGAAUAUGGCCAGAUUUUGAAAACUCAGAUAAGCAAUAAUGUAGAUCAUGCACUCUUUAAUCCUGGGCAAUGAGAAGCUAAUCGAAGAAGUUGUAAGAGCCCCCAAACUUCUGAUUGUCUAGCAAAGGUCGCAGAAGUUGUCAACUUCUGGACACUGGAUCCAAUUAGAUCAGCUUUCAACAAAGCCUGUAACAGUAGAAAUACCAGGCAGAGAUGUUGGUAAUGAACGAUAAACUCUCGUCAUUCUAAUGAAAGGGUUAGAGAGGGAUUUGUGUCCAGCAACAGCACAACCGUUUGCACUAGACUAUUUUCUUAUCCCAAAACAGAUCUUGCGGCAUCUACUUCCGGUCUUGCGAACCUACCCCAUCCCGAACUCGGAGGUUUACCCCACGCCACUGAGAUGCUUGACUCAGCUGCUCUCAUGCUGGCUGCCUCACGGGAGUCCGCUUUCCGGGCCGCAGCAGCAGCUGCAGCCGCUUCCUCCUCAAAGUGCCAUCCGACGCGCCUUAAACGGGAGCCCUCUCCCCCUACCUCGGACUCCUACUUCCUUGCCGCCGCGGCAGCCGGAGUACCCGGAUGUUUAGUGGGUCCCAACAGAGCUGCCGCUGCCGCGGCCGCAGCUGCUGCCUUGGGUGCCAAUGGAUCCCCCAUAAGUGGCGGCAGCAGCGGUGGCGCUGUGGGCCACCUGCCCCGCCUCUUCCCCCCACCCGAGCAUGGAGACUUUGCCAUGAUGGGGGCUCCGUUGUCAUUGGCGCAACCGAUGCCAUCAAGGUCCCAGGGUCUUGCGCUGGCUCAGGAGCAGUCCCGAGCGCCGGUCGUGGCAAAGAUGAUGCCGCCGAACUUUGCCACAGCCGCUGCUGUUGCAGCUGUCUCUCGGUACACCUCCUCGCCCCUAGCGAUCACCAGCGCCGUUGACGUCCCAUCUCUCCCGCAGGAACCGAGCCUACGACGGUGGAUUAAUAGGUCAAUUGCCUCAGAGAAGCUGCGUCUAGUGGAGUUGUGCGCUUUCAUAGAGUAUCCCCUCCCGACUCCGCCGGAUGUGGUUGCUGGGGUGAGUGGUUUCUGA